Messenger RNA from Coffea eugenioides, 1288 nucleotides. Its product is annotated as secretory carrier-associated membrane protein 4. The record is from RefSeq and is a predicted model, not a curated record. The transcript is spliced from 12 exons. Bases 182 to 1000 code for a protein of 272 amino acids. Gene Ontology annotation, biological process: protein transport. Gene Ontology annotation, cellular component: trans-Golgi network membrane; recycling endosome membrane. NCBI's taxonomy places the organism in Eukaryota, Viridiplantae, Streptophyta, Magnoliopsida, Gentianales, Rubiaceae.
GCAUCGGAUUUGCGUCACUAAUCACUCUGAGUAGUUUUAAGUGCUCCGUACUCGCUUCCUCACUCUCUCUCUCUCUACCAAUACAUAUAUCUACAUUUCCCUUUCUCAUUCUGUAUAGAUUCAUUUUCCUGUUUUUUUGUGGUUGAUUUUUGCCGGAAAUAUUUUGAAUUCACUUAGGACGAUGAAUCGGAGUAGCGAUCCAAAUCCAUUUGAUGAAGAAGAGCAAGAAGUCAAUCCGUUUUCGAAGGGUAAUGCUGCUCCUGGAUCAAAGUCGCGUGUUCCUCAAUUUGUCAGCAAUACUCUGGGUUUUGGCCCAAAACAUGACGCGACUGUUGAUAUACCCUUGGACUCAAUGAAUCAGGAUUCAAAGAAAAAACAGAAGGAGCUUGCUGAUUGGGAAGCAGAUAUUAAAAGGAGGGAAAGGGAUAUCAAACGCAGAGAAGAUGCUGUUGCCAGUGCUGGUGUCCCCGCUGAUGACAGAAAUUGGCCUCCCUUUUUUCCUAUUAUUCAUCAUGAUAUAGCCAAUGAAAUCCCUGUUCAUGCUCAGAGGUUGCAGUAUUUAGCUUUUGCUAGUUGGUUAGGAAUCGUUCUUUGCCUCGUGUUUAAUGUUAUCGCAGUGACUGUUUGUUGGAUAAGGGGUGGUGGUGUCAAAAUUUUCUUCCUUUCUAUAAUCUAUGCCUUGAUUGGUUGUCCCCUAUCAUAUGUUCUUUGGUACAGGCCUCUGUAUCGGGCAAUGAGGACUGAUAGUGCUUUCAAGUUUGGUUGGUUUUUCCUGUGUUACUUGAUCCACAUUGGCUUUUGCAUAUUGGCAGCUAUUGCUCCUCCAAUUGUUUUCCAUGGGAGAUCACUAACGGGCAUCCUUGCAGCAAUUGAUGUCUUUUCUGACCAUGUAUUGGUGGGGAUUUUCUACCUGGUCGGCUUUGGCUUGUUUUGCUUAGAAUCAUUGCUAAGCUUGUGGGUAGUUCAGAAAGUUUAUAUGUACUUCCGAGGGCACAAGUGAUCUAUGACAUUGGAUUAGUUUCUUGUGUUCGAGGUCCCUUGGUAGAUGUUUCAUCCGUCAGUUCUUACCAGCACUCAUUUAGAGGUGGUUAAUUGAGUUGUGAGAUGUGAUGAUCGGUCUGAGCGACGUUCUUUUGCUUUUUUUUUAUCUGUUGAGCUCAUAGUUGAUUUUCUCCCAUAGUUGAAGAUGGUCUUGUAAUUUUUCAUAUUGACAAUCCCCUACAGGUGAGUACACGCAUUCUAUCCUACAGUGAUUUAAUAGUGACUGCUGUUAUGGCUUUGCAUUGCA